Molecule: messenger RNA, 1164 nt
Organism: Boeremia exigua
Lineage: Eukaryota; Fungi; Ascomycota; Dothideomycetes; Pleosporales; Didymellaceae
Exons: 1
Coding region: 1-1164 (387 amino acids)
Source: RefSeq, a predicted model, not a curated record
AUGAGCGACACGCAGUACGCGACGAGACCGUUACCGCAAAGCAACUCAGUGCCGCCAGGACUAUCAUCUGACGUCCAUACUACGCCUAUCGAUGUCAAAUCCGGAUUGAACAGCAGUAAAGAAACCGCGUCGUCUGUAUCCUCACAAGCUGCUAGCUCCGGUCCGCGCGCGAAGAAGAAGAUACGUCCAAUUGAGAACAUUGCAGCUGAGGUAGCACCCCAUAUGACACCCGCUGCUCUCGAUAUAUUCAUGAAAAACGUCGGACUGGCUCGCCAAAAUAUCCUGCUGGCGUUUCCUGGGCUGCAGGGACAUAAGUGGGCAGCUACUGGCCAGCAGCAUGGUCAACCAGCGCAGGCUCCCACUUCAGCUCAGCCAGCGCAAGUUUCCACUCCAGCUCAGAACAACGAACGCCAAAAGCAGUUCUCGUCGUCCUGUUCAGAGUCUCAGCAUCCGUCACAACAUCGAGAAGACCGGCCUACGUUGCCUUCAAGUCAUGCAGCGCCCUCACUGCCACCGACACUACAACAAACGCCCAAGCAGUUACUAGAGAAUUCGAGCAUCAAGUCUGCUUAUCCGCAGCUACAAAAGUCAAUCACAUCAGGUUUCAUCAACACAACAGAGCAGUUUACCCCCAAGCCUCGCCAACCAGAGGUCCGCCAGCCGCUGGCCAAAAUCGCGUCCUUGCCGCCCGUACAAGUCCCACAGAACCACCGCCGUACCACGCCGCAUCCUGCACCUCAAAUCCCCACCGCAGCCCUCUCAUACGCCGAGGCCCGACGUCGUAACGAGAUAGCGGAGCAGGCCCGCCUCGAGCGGGAGCGCAAAAAUGAGGCGGAACAACGCGCGAAGGAGCGAGAAGAGCUGCUCAAGGACCCCAGCGCCAUAUACCACAGCUACAUACAGGUGCUGGAGUUCGUUCCUCUCCGCUACGGCCAACAGCGCAACCCGUACCUUGACAGCCUUCUCGCAAAUCAGCCGCUUCCUCAUGCGGAGUGGUCGAGUGAUCGCGGGCUUGCUGUUCGGUAUGCGAAGAAACACUGGGAGAGCUAUCUAACGGUAGAGGAUCAAGACUUCGCGGCUAAGAGAGCGAAGGCGGAGAAGAGGAAGAACCAGGAAGAGCGCGAAGGGGUGGAUGGCCAUGCUGCUAAGAGACGCAGGGUUUGA